Messenger RNA from Callithrix jacchus (white-tufted-ear marmoset), 1475 nucleotides. It is a transcript of the gene TIMM8A, whose product is annotated as translocase of inner mitochondrial membrane 8A. The record is from RefSeq and is a predicted model, not a curated record. Lineage: Eukaryota; Metazoa; Chordata; Mammalia; Primates; Cebidae.
UUCUUUUCUUUUUGGAAUAACAUCUCAACAACAUCUCGGCACCUCGGGUGCAAGCCCUGCGACCUCAAGACGCAAGGCUGGGAGCAAACACGGGGCUGUGGGGUUGCGGGAUUGCAGGCUUCAGGGAGUGAGACCCGCAAGCUUGGGGAGCGUAGCGCAACGCCGGGCCGGCGCCGCGGCAUAGGAGGCGGCGUGGUGAACUUGAGCGCCGGCCUCGCGCAGACGCAGCGCACUCACGGGGCGGUCCCGGAGGCAGCGAGCUGUGAUUCCGGUUCCGUCGCGGAGACACGUGAAGGUCGGUUGGUUGGUACAGAGUUCGUCUCUGCAAGCGUGGUCACCCUGGGAUGGAUUCCUCCUCCUCUUCCUCCGCGGCAGGUUUGGGUGCAGUGGACCCGCAGUUGCAGCAUUUCAUCGAGGUAGAGACUCAAAAGCAGCGCUUCCAGCAGUUGGUGCACCAGAUGACUGAACUUUGUUGGGAGAAGUGCAUGGACAAGCCUGGGCCAAAGUUGGACAGUCGGGCUGAGGCCUGUUUUGUGAACUGCGUUGAGCGCUUCAUUGAUACAAGCCAGUUCAUCUUGAAUCGACUGGAACAGACCCAGAAAUCCAAGCCAGUCUUCUCAGAAAGCCUUUCUGACUGAUCUCAGCAUUACCUCUUUGGAAAAGGAAAGUAGUUCAAGAAAUGAAGAGCUGUUGAUAGGAUGAUUGAAGAAACAGCUGAUUGAAGAUUGGCUCCCAUCUUUUGUUACUCUUGGGACAUCCUGUCAUCUGAGAAUGAACAAAGACAAAUUUUUUUGUCUGUAGAGCUCGAGGGUCCUAUGUUUGCUUGUAUUUUUAAUGCUAAUCUUGUGAAAAUAAUUGACAAAUUAAUGGAAAACUCUAGAUGCAUAUUACUGUAUAUGGCACUAUGCUUUUCUCCAAGCCCCAUUAAGUGCUCCCUAAAAUUUUGAUAGUGGGACCACAUAUGUAAAAAUUUCUCAUUUGUGUGGAAUCAUUUCUGAUUUCAGGGGAGAUCCUUGUCUAUCAGAAAGGGCAGUAGUGGGGGAAGAAUAAUUUGGCGUCCUUAUCUUGUGCUUGAUUAUCAAUGCUGGAGAAAAAGAUCUGUAAGAGUGUUUAUACAGUACACUUAAGUUUUCCUGAUGAUCUCCCUUUCCUCUAUAGUGAUUUACUUAAAUAUCCAUGUUAAGUAUAGUCUCAAGGUAGGGUAGGCAGUGUGAGAGUCUAGAGGCCUUUAGUUAUAAGGAAUCUAGCCAGUAAACUUAAUUCUUAUUACUAGACUGCCACAAGGAAGAAGUUAACUUGCCCUGUAUAUCAGGGUACAAAAAACUUCAAUGAUGUGCCUAAAUAAGUUAUAAAGAUUUAGGCCAAUCAGAAUCUGACAGCAAUUUCAGGUAGAGGUGCAUGCCUAAUGUUAAUCAGUGUAGAUUCCACUUACUGCAUUCUUUUGAUCACUGAAAUAAAAGUUAUAAAAGAUUCAA